Molecule: messenger RNA, 4441 nt
Organism: Trichoplusia ni (cabbage looper)
Lineage: Eukaryota; Metazoa; Arthropoda; Insecta; Lepidoptera; Noctuidae
Gene: Ctr9
Product: RNA polymerase-associated protein CTR9 homolog
Exons: 19
Coding region: 226-3798 (1190 amino acids)
Biological process (GO): regulation of DNA-templated transcription
Cellular component (GO): Cdc73/Paf1 complex
Molecular function (GO): RNA polymerase II complex binding
Source: RefSeq, a predicted model, not a curated record
UUAAUUCUAUAAACUAGAUCGAGAGCCACUUGCCAGCAUCAAAAACUACUUUUCUUGUCUAUGACAUUUCAAUUUGUAUAAAGAUAACUGGCAACAUUGAUACGUAGCAGUUUUCUGAGUUUUCUAACUUUGCAGUUCGCUUGUCGCUACACAGUGAUUUUGUUUAAAUUUAAAAUGUGGAUUUAAUUAUUGUAAUGUAGCGGAUUGUGCAUAAAAACUAGCAAAAUGUCGCUCGAAAUACCAUUGAUGAGCACCGAUGAGGUGAUUGAGCUAGAUCCGGAUUCAUUACCUUCCGGAGAUGAAGUGCUUAGCAUAUUGCAACAGGAAAGAUCGCAGCUCAAUGUCUGGAUUAACGUUGGUCUUGCAUAUUACAAACAAAAGAAGAUCGAUGACUUCCUCAAGAUACUGGAGGCGUCCCGUACGGACGCCAACAUUGACUAUAGAGACUUUGAGAGAGACCAAAUGCGAGCCCUCGAUAUGCUGGCCGCAUACUAUGUGCAGGAGGCCAACAAAGAAAAGUCGAAGGACAAGAAAAAGGAAUUGUUCACGAAGGCAACACUCUUGUACACUAUGGCUGAUAAAAUCAUCAUGUAUGAUCAAAACCAUCUCCUUGGCCGAGCAUACUUCUGUCUUCUUGAAGGCGACAAAAUGGAGCAGGCUGAUGCUCAAUUCAACUUUGUCCUCAAUCAGUCACCAAACAAUGUGCCCUCAUUGCUUGGUAAAGCCUGCAUUGCCUUUAACAGAAAGGAUUACAGAGGAGCCCUGGCAUUUUAUAAAAAAGCUCUUAGAACUAACCCGGAUAGUCCAGCAGCUUUAAGACUGGGAAUGGGACACUGUUUUAUGAAGCUGAACAACCAGGAGAAGGCUAGGAUGGCAUUUGAGAGAGCUUUACAACUGGACCCACAGUGUGUUGGAGCUCUUGUAGGCCUGUCUAUUCUUAAACUAAACUUGCAGGAGAGUGAGUCAAACAAAAUGGCCGUCAUUAUGUUGUCAAAGGCGUAUGCAAUAGACCCCAAGAAUCCUAUGGUUUUAAAUCACUUAGCUAAUCAUUUCUUUUUCAAAAAGGACUACAGCAAAGUCCAGCAUCUAGCGUUGCACGCGUUCCACAACACAGAGAACGAGGCGAUGCGAGCUGAGAGCUGUCACCACUUGGCUCGAGCCUUCCACGCGCAGGGCGACUGUGACCAGGCCUUCCAGUAUUACUACCAGGCGACACAGUUCGCGCCGCCCAACUUCGUGUUACCUCACUAUGGGCUCGGACAGAUGUACAUCUAUAGAGGGGAUACGGAAAAUGCGGCCCAGUGUUUCGAAAAAGUAUUAAAAGUCCAACCCGGAAACUACGAAACAAUGAAAAUAUUAGGAUCUCUUUACGCUAACUCACCGUCACAAUCCAAGCGAGACAUUGCGCGCCAACAUUUGAAGAAAGUUACGGAACAGUUUCCUGACGAUGUUGAAGCUUGGAUUGAGUUGGCUCAAAUAUUGGAACAAAAUGAUCUGCAGGGCUCUCUACAUGCAUACAGUACUGCAAUGAAGAUUCUUAAAGAAAAAGUUAAUGCAGAUAUUCCGGCCGAAAUACUAAACAAUGUUGCUGCCUUACAUUAUAGACUUGGUAAUUUAAAUGAUGCUAAGAAUUAUUUAGAAGAGGCUUUAGAGAGAGAGAAAGCAGACGCCGAGACCCUGGACGCACAAUAUUACAAUUCAAUAGCAGUGACCACCAUGUAUAAUUUAGCGCGUCUAAAUGAAGCACUCUGUAUGUACAACAAGGCUGAGAAACUUUACAAGGAUAUUCUGAAGGAACAUCCCAAUUAUAUUGACUGCUAUUUAAGAUUAGGCUGUAUGGCUAGAGACAAAGGUCAGAUCUACGAAGCGUCGGAUUGGUUCAAGGAAGCUUUGAAAGUAAACACGGAACAUCCCGACACGUGGUCGUUGCUAGGCAAUCUGCAUUUAGCGCAACAGGAGUGGGGACCCGGACAAAAGAAGUUCGAGAGAAUAUUACAAAACUCUUCCACGUCGAACGAUGCGUAUUCUCUUAUUGCACUUGGCAACGUGUGGCUCCAAACUCUACACCAGCCAUGCCGUGAGAAAGAUAGAGAGAAGCGGCACCAAGAACGAGCUCUCGCCAUGUACAAACAAGUGCUGAAGAAUGAUCCUAAAAACAUAUGGGCAGCUAAUGGUAUUGGCUGUGUACUCGCACAUAAGGGGUGUGUGAACGAAGCUCGCGAUAUAUUUGCGCAAGUUCGAGAAGCGACGGCUGAUUUUCCUGAUGUGUGGAUGAACAUUGCGCACAUUUAUGUUGAACAGAAACAGUAUAUUAAUGCGAUACAAAUGUACGAGAACUGCGUGCGCAAGUUCCGCAUGCACCACGACGUGGAGUGGCUGACGUGGGUGGCGCGCGCCGCCACGCUGGCCGGGCGCGCGGGGCUGGCGCGCGCCGCGCUGCUGCGGGCGCGGCGCGUGGCCCCGCACGAGCCCGCGCUGGCCUACAACACCAUGCUGACGCUGCGGCGCCGCGCCGCGCUCGUGCUCAAGGACGAGCGCUCGGCGCUGCGCGGCGUGCUGCGCGCCGUGCACGAGCUGCACGUGGCGCACGCGCACUUCGCGCGCCUGCGCCCGCAGCACCACGAGGCGCGCGUCUGCGCCGACCUGCUGUCGCAGGCGCAGUGGCACGUGGCGCGCGCGCGCCGCCAGCACGACGAGGAGCUCACGCUGCGCGACCGCCAGCGCGAGCAGCGCGAGGCCUUCCGCAAGCAACAGGAAGACGAACGCAAACGUCGCGAAGAAGAAGCACAAAAGAGUACAGUGGAGAUGCUACAAAAGCGACAAGAGUACAAAGAGAAGACGAAGAACGCGUUGCUGUUCGCCGACAUGCCGGUGGAGAACAAGUCCAAGGGCGGGCGCGGACGGCGCCGCGACGAGUACGUGUCUGACUCGCCCGGCAGCGGGAGCGACGCCGCCGCGCCCAGGGAAGAGGGUCGGGAGCCCAAACAACGCAAACGCAAGCGCGAGCAAGGCGAGAGUCGUAAAGGCAAGUCGCGUAAGAACAGACGCGAGAACCGCGGCUCUGGCAGCGACAGCGACCCGCCCAAGAAGCGUGGCAGAAAGAAGGGUGAAAAAGGCAUCGGUAAACGAGAGAAAGCAAGAGCAGCUAAAGCCGCCGACGAAAAACUUAGCGCGAAACAACGCGCGAAGAUUGUUUCUAAGGAAACCAUAUCGACUUCUGAAUCAGAGUCUGAUAACUCACGCAAGUCGCGCAGUAGAAGUCGCAGUGGCAGCGGUAGUCGCAGCCGCAGCGGUGGAAGUCGCAGUCCUCCCGCCAACAAGGGACGGAAGAGGAUUAUGUCUGCCUCGGACAGUGAUAGGUCGCGAUCCAGAUCUAAGUCGAAAUCUCGCAGUCGAUCGCGGUCAGGCUCCAAGCGCCGUUCGAGAUCUAAAAGCAAAUCUCGUUCGAAGAGCCGCUCCAAAUCCAAAAGCCGAUCCAGGUCAAGGUCUAAAAGUCGUUCUAGAUCCAAAAGUCGGUCACGUUCGAAGAGCCGCUCCAAGAGCCGUUCCCGAUCUAAAAGUGUUUCACGAUCUCGAUCUAGGUCAAAGAGCAGAUCUCGUUCAAAAUCAAAGAGCGUAUCGAGAUCUCGGUCGAGGUCUCGCUCAAGGUCCAAGAGCGGGUCUCGAAGCAGGUCCGGAUCCCGCGCGUCCAGGUCCCGGUCUAGAUCCGGGUCCAGGUCUAGAUCUGGUUCAAGAAACUCAAGACCAGACACACCAGUCUCCAGAAAGUCCGUAUCCGCUAGUGAAGAUGAAGCUUAGACUAAGUUGUGAAUAUAAGUCCUUUAGUUUUACGUUACUUUUCAUUACCUACAAGGUAAGACAAUUUUCAGUUUGCAAUGUUCAUAAGUAUUUACUAAAUGUUUACUUUAGUUUUUUUAAGUUUAUUGACAAGAAAAACCGGGGCUGGGAUUUCUUACUUUUAAUUUAAAUAGACGAAAAUAUAGACUUGACUAAUAAUUGACCAAUGCAGAAACAAUUUAAGACUAGAUUUAUAAACAAAUGCAUGUUAUAUCUGCAUUCCAUAGAGGAUAAACUACGGAAAUGCUUUACAAAUCCCGCCCUUAGUCCAAUCACUGGAGUAAACGUACACUGAACCUUACAUAUAGAAGAAUUAAAGUAGAUAGUUUAAUUAAUGUCAAUGGAUGUUGCAAUAUAUCCACGAGUUGUGUGAACAGAAAUGUCAUGUAUGUUGAUAUUAUUACUGUUAGAAAUAUAUAUUACCACUGUAUCUAUCUUCUAAACCAUAUCUUCCUAAAAACAUAAUGUGUUUUGCAAGGACUCUUACUGACUGUAGUUUCCUAUAUACUUCUACUUAUUUAUCUGUUCCCAUUAAAACUUUGUAUUGUGUUCUGACAUUUUAUUCAGCGAUGUAUAGUAUAAAAUAAAACAGAAAACUACAAAA